AAAGAAAGCUUGCCCACCAACAAUUACAUACCACCCCCUGCCUCGUACCCAGACGUCUCUCUUUCGAUGUGCGCGCAAGGGAAGGCGGGAAGGAGACAACGGGCGAGACGUCGCUUCGCCCGCCGUCUGUACCCUUCCCAUGGUCCCUUGUGGUUCAUCACCAGUCACUCGCGUUUCGCGCUCGCCUCUGCCAUGCGAAAAAAGAAGCGCGUGAAGACGCGGCUGUACCGUCCCUUCUUGAAAGAGAAUCUUGCAUGUUGCCAUAGCCGACAUUUGGCGACGCCACCGUUAGUUUCCCUGAGAAAUGACGUCAGAGAAACGAGCGCAGAAAUUCCAUACUGAUGACGCGUCACUACCCAAAUCUGGUUAGUGCUUCUGAUUGGUUGAAAUAAAUAUUUCCCACGAAGCACGACCAAUCAGAAGCACUACCCAGAUCUGGGUAGUGACGCGUCACCAGCAUGGAAUUUCUGCGCUCGUUUCUCAGACGUCCCAGUGGUAGCGUCGCCAAAUGUCGGCUGUUUUCUCACGCUCAUGUUGCCCCGCCUCCUUUAUGCUAUGAUUUUACAUAGUGCCCCAGUCUGGUUUUACAGCCCCCUCCUGAUAAUUAUUGCGCAGUUCCUAAGUCCAGAGAAUAUAAGCUGAAUGUAGCCGUGGUUGAAACAGGUACUGGCAUUUACAUCUAGAAAUGAUCACGCUAAACCGGCAGAACUACCGCUAUAUCUAGCUCCUUCACAGAGGAGAAUCGGUCCCAUACACGUGUUUACCAAGUAUUGUGUUGCCAAAAGCUGUGACUAAAAAUAACUAAGCUUCACGUGCGUGGUAAAGUAGCUUUUCAGCCUUCUCCGCAGGCUUCUCUGGCUUCCUGUGGCGGAAAGAGGGGAACUGGGAAGGAAAAAGAAACACAACCUCGUCUCCAGGGUCCUCUCGUUUU
This is a messenger RNA of Porites lobata, 931 nucleotides long. The record is from the annotation of a GenBank genome assembly. NCBI's taxonomy places the organism in Eukaryota, Metazoa, Cnidaria, Anthozoa, Scleractinia, Poritidae.